CAUCACAACGAGACCGUCGACGGAAUGUUGCCUCAUCUGUUGUAUUUUAUCUCGUUGACGAGACUUUUCGACAAUUCCGCGAAUGGCACUGAUUUUGAGCACGGAAUUCAAUCGCCAUCGUUUUUGCCGAAAUCACCACCUGAGCACGGAAUCAGUGCGGCCGCACUCAACUAUGAAUCUUUCGCGGUUGAAUCAGACCGCUCGAGGGAUGGCACGGGCCGGACGGGAUGCAAUGGGAGCGGACACGAGGAUGGAGCGACCGAUAGUGUUCUGCAUAAAAUCCUCAACGAUAAUUACGAUAAAACAAUUGUGCCGAAUCGUGACGGUGCAUUAGUGUCGAUUGAGGUUGCUCUACAAACGUUCUCGGAUAUCUCCGAGAGUAGUGCCAGCUUCACGGCUGAUAUACUGCUCAGGAUUAUGCUUAAGAGAAAUGUUUGGAGUAAAGUGGAACGCUUCAGUCAGAUCUGGCAUGACGAACGAUUGCGUUUCGAGCAGUAUUCAUCGUGUAUUGAGAAUUUGACGCUCAAUUAUUUGGUUGUGGAUCGGAUUUGGCAACCAAUGGUGUGUUUUGUGAACAGCAAGAAAAGUGAUCUGCAUUCAUCACCUACACCGAACACAUUCCUUUUGAUCUAUCCCAAUGGCACCGUUUGGAUAAAUCAUCGUCUACGUGUAGAAGGACCAUGUUAUAUGGACUUGCGAAGAUUCCCAAUGGACAGCCAAGAGUGUGAGCUGAUUCUUGAGUCGUACGCCUACAAUGCAGCGAAAGUCAGGCUGAAAUGGCGAGAUUGGGAUCCUGUACGGUGUUUGCAGUCUUUCGACUAUCAGAGAUUUCUAUACUUUGUUUUCUCUUAUGACUCGCGUACUCGUCUACCAGACUUUGUGCUAAGUGAAUUGAAAUGGGACAAGAAAUCUUUCUUCUACGCUGCUGGCAAAUGGGAUCAAUUAUCUGUAAGUUUUUUUCUGACUCGUCAAUAUGGCUUCUACAUACUGCAAAUUUACACACCAACCUAUAUUAGCGUUGUGAUGUCGUGGCUUCCGUUCUGGAUCGACCGUAAUUCACAACCGGCCAGAUUUACGCUUGCUGUCAGCUCGCUGAUGGCUCUCACGUUUCAGUACGGCAGUGUGGCGAAGUCUUUACCUCGAGUCGGUUAUAUCAAAGCGAUUGACAUUUGGAUGUUCGCAAUGUGCUUCUUUAUUCUAUUCUCAUUGAUCCAUUUGACGAUGGUCGGCUAUAUCGACCGAGUUACGACGACGCGAGAGAAACGAAUCGAGAAAUCACCAAACAGUCCAUUGGUAUCGUUCAAAAUAUUGCUCUGCUCAAAAUCUCCUCCUUCAAACACAAAGCCUUCUGAGACUGCCACGCAAGUUCAUCACGAUGUGUCGAAUAAUCAGUUGUCGAAUGGAGAUGUUGAAGGUGCUACAAGUGAACGGAACCAACAUAAAGAUGAUGUACGUUUGCGAAAUGUGGAUUGCAAAUCAGCUCUAAUCAGCGCCUAUCCAGAUUCUUUGGUGAAACAGAAACGGAUCCGAAAAAUCAGCCGACGGAAGCCUUCAUGGCCCAGACGCAGUGUGAAGAAAAAAUCCACAAAUGCUGACUUAUGGGAUGAACGAGCGAGAAGGAAUUUUCCAAUUGCAUUCGGCAUUUUCAAUGCUCUCUAUUGGGGUUAUUACGCGAUUUUGGAGCGACGGUUGUUCGACGAUCCAAUGAGAACUGGAUGA
This is a messenger RNA of Anisakis simplex (herring worm), 1719 nucleotides long. The record is from the annotation of a GenBank genome assembly. Lineage: Eukaryota; Metazoa; Nematoda; Chromadorea; Rhabditida; Anisakidae.